AUGGGAACAUUUAAUCAAUUCAAUGUUUUUCAUCAUGAAUUAUUGAAACAACGUGAUGAAAUGAUGAUAAAAAUAAAAGAUAUUCAAUCUAACUUAUCGGAUUUGGAUACAACAAAACUGAUGAAAGCUUUCUCCUGGAUGGCAAUUAUGCUAUUAGGUUUAAGCAUCGGAGAAUUUCUUGGUAACAUCCUUUUCUCCACCUUACUUGAAUUUUUCAUAUCUGGUUCAGAUGCUACCUUAUUAGCAUAUUUUAUCCUUCCGCUUACUGUCUACUAUUUUCUACAAUUACCAUUGGAAAUAACAGAAACAAAUGAUCUAUUUCGACGACAUAUGCUAUUUUCAUUUGCUAUUUUUGAGGGACUAUUGAUAGGAUAUCUUUUCUCUGAUAAAAAUCUUAUCGGUAUACCACCAAUUGCUGCUUUAACACCAAUAGCUAUUGGAUUAAUUCCUCAUUUUGGUUCAACAAUUAUUGGUGAAGAUCAUGCAAAACUUAUAUGUUUAACAAUUGGUGGUGGAUUUAUUCUACAUUUAUCAAUGGGAAUUAUUAUCGAUCUAUCAUUACCAUAUCUUCUACUUGCUACACUUUAUGGCAUCAUUGGUUUUGCUAUAUUACAACUUUAUGUAAAUAAUACCGGAAAAGAUUUUGUUAGUUUUUUUUUUUUAAAUUAA
Messenger RNA from Loa loa (African eye worm), 669 nucleotides. RefSeq lists its product as hypothetical. NCBI's taxonomy places the organism in Eukaryota, Metazoa, Nematoda, Chromadorea, Rhabditida, Onchocercidae. The transcript has 2 exons. Bases 1 to 669 code for a protein of 222 amino acids. The record is from RefSeq and is a predicted model, not a curated record.